This is a messenger RNA of Trichoderma citrinoviride, 174 nucleotides long. RefSeq lists its product as hypothetical. The record is from RefSeq and is a predicted model, not a curated record. The transcript has a single exon. NCBI's taxonomy places the organism in Eukaryota, Fungi, Ascomycota, Sordariomycetes, Hypocreales, Hypocreaceae. The annotation marks the transcript as partial.
GUCACAACGCUGCCCGCCCCUAUCGUGCAUCCCUUGCCGAUCGUCACGCCCGGCAUGAUGGUCGUGUUUCCUCCGAUCCAGCAGUCGUCACCAAUGAUGACGCUGCCGCCGUAUUCGAUGCCGGCGCGGCGCGAUGCUACUCCCGUCUCGUGUGUGGCGCCGAAGAUGGACACA